ACCUCCCCGGCGCCGGCCCCGCUCAUGGCGCCGCUGGGCACAUCCGGGCCUCUCCUCCUCCUCCUCCUCCUUCGGCCGCCGCCGCUGCCCUGAGCGCCCCGCGCGACUCCAUUAGGCCGGGCCCGGCGCGGGGCGCGGCGGCGACAUGUCCAACCCGGGCGCGCGGAGGAACGGGCCCGUCAAGCUGCGGCUGACAGUACUAUGUGCAAAAAACUUGGUGAAAAAGGAUUUUUUCCGACUUCCUGAUCCAUUUGCUAAAGUGGUGGUCGACGGAUCUGGCCAAUGCCAUUCUACAGAUACUGUGAAGAAUACGCUUGAUCCAAAGUGGAAUCAGCAUUAUGACCUAUACAUUGGGAAGUCUGAUUCAAUAACAAUCAGUGUAUGGAACCACAAGAAAAUCCAUAAAAAACAGGGAGCUGGUUUUCUGGGUUGUGUAAGACUUCUUUCAAAUGCAAUCAACCGCCUUAAAGACACUGGUUAUCAAAGGUUGGAUCUAUGCAAACUUGGGCCAAAUGACAAUGACACGGUUAGAGGGCAGAUAGUUGUCAGUCUUCAGUCCAGAGACCGAAUAGGCACAGGAGGACAAGUCGUGGAUUGUAGUCGUUUAUUUGAUAAUGAUUUACCAGAUGGCUGGGAGGAGCGGAGAACUGCCUCUGGAAGGAUCCAAUAUUUAAACCACAUCACACGAACAACUCAAUGGGAACGGCCAACACGACCAGCAUCUGAAUAUUCCAGUCCAGGCAGACCUCUGAGCUGCUUUGUAGAUGAGAACACACCAAUUACAGGGACAAACGGUGCAACAUGUGGGCAGUCAUCAGAUCCCAGACUGGCAGAGAGAAGAGUCAGGUCACAAAGGCACAGGAAUUACAUGAGCCGAACACACUUACAUACUCCUCCUGACUUGCCUGAAGGAUAUGAACAAAGGACAACUCAGCAGGGCCAGGUUUAUUUCCUACAUACUCAGACUGGUGUAAGCACAUGGCAUGAUCCAAGAGUACCCAGGGAUCUUAGCAACAUCAAUUGUGAAGAGCUUGGUCCACUGCCUCCUGGAUGGGAGAUCCGAAAUACAGCAACAGGGAGAGUUUAUUUUGUCGACCAUAACAACAGGACAACGCAGUUUACAGAUCCCCGGCUGUCUGCUAACUUGCAUUUAGUCUUAAACCGUCAGAACCAACUGAAGGAUCAGCAGCACCAACAGCAGCAGCAGGUAGUGUCCUUGUGCCAGCUUCCGGAUGAGGCUGAGUGUCUGACUGUCCCGCGGUAUAAGCGAGACCUCGUGCAGAAACUUAAGAUUCUGAGACAAGAAUUGUCACAGCAACAACCACAAGCAGGCCACUGUCGUAUUGAGGUCUCCAGGGAAGAGAUUUUUGAGGAGUCUUACCGGCAAGUCAUGAAGAUGAGACCUAAAGACCUGUGGAAGCGAUUAAUGAUAAAAUUUCGGGGAGAAGAAGGCCUUGACUAUGGAGGGGUUGCUAGGGAAUGGCUCUACCUGUUGUCACAUGAAAUGCUGAAUCCAUAUUACGGCCUCUUCCAGUACUCCCGAGAUGAUAUCUACACACUGCAAAUCAAUCCAGACUCUGCAGUUAACCCGGAACACUUAUCGUAUUUCCAUUUUGUUGGACGGAUUAUGGGGAUGGCUGUGUUUCAUGGACAUUAUAUUGAUGGGGGCUUCACAUUGCCUUUCUAUAAGCAGUUGUUAGGGAAGCCAAUUACUUUGGAUGAUAUGGAAUUGGUUGACCCAGAUCUUCAUAACAGUUUAGUCUGGAUACUUGAGAAUGACAUUACGGGAGUCUUGGACCAUACAUUUUGUGUGGAACACAAUGCUUAUGGGGAAAUUAUUCAGCAUGAACUGAAACCGAACGGCAAAAGCAUCCCUGUCACGGAGGAAAAUAAGAAAGAAUAUGUCAGGCUUUAUGUAAACUGGCGAUUUUUACGAGGAAUUGAAGCACAGUUUCUGGCCCUGCAGAAGGGAUUUAAUGAAGUAAUCCCACAACAUCUGCUGAAGACAUUUGAUGAGAAAGAGCUAGAGCUCAUCAUUUGUGGACUUGGAAAGAUUGAUGUUAAUGACUGGAAGGCAAAUACUAGGUUAAAACACUGUACCCCAGACAGCAACAUUGUGAAAUGGUUCUGGAAAGCUGUGGAGUUCUUUGAUGAAGAGAGGAGAGCACGAUUACUCCAGUUUGUGACUGGCUCGUCCAGAGUGCCUCUGCAGGGUUUUAAAGCAUUACAAGGUGCUGCAGGCCCGCGACUGUUCACAAUACACCAGAUCGAUGCCAGCACCAACAACUUGCCGAAGGCUCAUACCUGCUUCAAUCGAAUAGACAUUCCUCCCUACGAAAGCUACGACAAGCUGUAUGAGAAGCUGCUAACCGCCAUUGAAGAAACAUGUGGGUUUGCUGUGGAAUGACCCUUUCACAGGCUUACCUAGGACUCUAUUUAUACUCCUGUCAUCCGGAAAGCCCUCCCCCUCAGCCAAGCCUCGAGAAAUGCUUGAAAUACAGGAAACCUUUCCCUUUUCUACGCUAGGACACUGGGAGGGAAAGGACAGUUUUGGAGUUUUUAUUUUUUCCAAGAAAAUGGGUCCUGUGGCUUUUGUCAUAGAACCAUUCAGCUGCUAUUAAAAACUAAUACCUUGAACACCUAGAAUGCUGACUUUUCCUACAUUUCAACAGUUAAGCAGUAUUCUACACUUAAAGACUACUACUAUUUUUGUAAAAGGUGUAAUCUAUUCUAUUUGCCUACCUGAUUUCUAUUCUCACAGAUACCAAGACACCAUGUUGGCAGUCGGUACAAGUCACUUUCAGCCUGGUUAAAAGUAUGAUACUGAACAGCGCCUAUACCUGCUAUUUUUUAAAAGAAAAAUAUUUUGGAUUAUUCUAACUUUGCAUAAAAUUGGCUACAAGAAUCAUUAAUCUUUUUAAUUAAAGCCACUUACAAGUUAACUGCGUUUCUUAUAGUGAAACAUUAUAUUCUGCAUUGUAAGUUCAACUUAAAUGUUACCCAGAUGGGGCUUUUUAUAUUUUUCAAGCAUGGAUUACAGAUCUGAAGUUUGGGGUCCUGUUUAUAUCAAUUGUCUGAUUCCUUAAGCAAAUUUCCUAGUCUCCGUGACUGACACUGUAUUUAGUACAGGACAUUGUGUUAAAUGUGGAUUAGCCCCUUUUUUAAAGGGAGUUCGUCAUUUCAAUUUUUUUAAACAAACAUUUUUGUAACAAGUCUCUUGUUGAGAGUAUUUUUGGUUUGCUUUCACUUGAAAAUGGAAACGCUGCAGUUUUCAAAUUCCAUAAAGCAUGCUGCUGAUGAGGUGAUGUUGAUAGCCACCUACCUGCCUGCUCAUCGGUUCAUGUUUCAGAAUCGUCUGUAUCCGCCCAGCCAUCCAAAGUUUAUGUUCACAUGCAACCAAUUCGCAGUGCGUAUUUGUUGUCUUUAAAGACUUAUCAGGUAAACCAUUUUUCAUCUUUGUUUAGCUCACAUGACGUCAGUUUGCUUAAAUUACAGCUAAGGAAAAGCAGUCAGUUCAGAUAGUAAAUGCUGAACGUGCGUGCGAUGUGCUCUGACAGUGAGGUCGUUCAAGCAGUGUCAUUGGUUUUAGGGCUGAAAGUAUAUGUAUGCAAACGUUAAAGCAUGGGUUGGUCUGUUCAAAUGGGAACAUGAUGCACUACCGGUGGAGGGAACUGUAUUUUGAAAUGCGGUUGGGAAUUCUGAGCUGUUCAGCUGAGCACGUUCUGUUCAUGGGGUGUAGCUAAGUUUGGCUACUCACGGCACAAUGGUUUUUUAGCAUUCUCCUGAGUGUGUGGUGGUACCUACGUACCUGACCUGUCUCUGCCUGCUAAGCAGGGGGACAGUGACGCUUGGCAGAGGUGAUUUUCAAUUUUGUUCAAUCGGUAUUGUGUUUGUUUCUUUAAACCUGGACCCCGAAAUCAGCACUGUGUUUACACUGCUGCUGAGAAACAAUGAAGAGUAUUGAAAUAAAAUAAAAAAACAGGACCAUUUCCUUUGCAGCCUGCAUUUUACAAUGAACUAGCUGAUGGGCCUUACCCAUUGCUGUGUAUUUUGGGAACCUUUCAACAUACAGAUUUUUUUUCUGCCAAAUCUGACUGCCCUAGCAAGUAAGUUAGAACAGGCACUAUGUAUUGGAAUAAAAGGCAAUGGUUCAUUUGUGGAGCUGUGGGGAGAAUUUGGUAGCUCACAUCCACAUACUCCCUCAGUUUCUCCAGUGGGGCUGUUCCUCUGAACUUGCUUACCAACCUGAGCUGGCUGGUGAAGAGAUGAGGCUGCUCAGGGAUCUGCACCUGAAGCCAAAAGAUCUGCUUGGGAGGUGGUCUUCUUAGACCCUCUCCCUCAUUUGCUAAGCUCUGCUUGGGCUCAUGCAGAUGCGGUGGUAAUGCUGCCUUUAAAGCUGCCCAAAGACACCACUCAAGCUGAAUUCCUUUGGUUAUUUCAUGGACUGGAAACCAGAGUGUCCAGGCCAUGGUGCGUGUGGGGCAGAACUGUCUGACUUCCUCCAGGCAGCAGGAAUGUCCUGCCACGGCCACGCUGCUGGCCAGUGGAAGUGACAGCUUCGCUGUCUCGUGCUUCUGUCCUGGUCAUGCUUGUUGGAGUUUUCCUGAACAAGAGCAGCUUGUCCCUCUAACAAAGGUGUUGUGACCCUGCCUGCAGUUUCCAUCUGGACAAGGGUAAAUGCUUUUUUUAGCAGGACACAAGCAUGGCUUUCCCCACGCUAGGUCCCUGCAGUCCUGUACAUUUUCUGAGCUGCAGGACUGCAGGGGCUUUUGUUGGCACCUAUUCCUGUGAAUUCCCAGUGCUGCUUCAGCUGCACACCCCCUCGUAGCAAACUCUCUGCACGAGCCAGUUGCCCAGGCUAGUAAACAUGGCACACACCUUCUAUGCCCCCGGGGCAUUUUAUAGGUUUGCCCUUUGCAGAAAAUUAAUUGUAUAUCAGUUAUUUCAAUG
This is a messenger RNA of Gavialis gangeticus (Gharial), 4950 nucleotides long. It is a transcript of the gene SMURF2, whose product is annotated as SMAD specific E3 ubiquitin protein ligase 2. Bases 146 to 2407 code for a protein of 753 amino acids. NCBI's taxonomy places the organism in Eukaryota, Metazoa, Chordata, Crocodylia, Gavialidae. Gene Ontology annotation, biological process: negative regulation of BMP signaling pathway; ubiquitin-dependent protein catabolic process. Gene Ontology annotation, molecular function: ubiquitin protein ligase activity; protein binding. The record is from RefSeq and is a predicted model, not a curated record. The transcript is spliced from 19 exons.